This is a messenger RNA of Contarinia nasturtii (swede midge), 3450 nucleotides long. Its product is annotated as serine/threonine-protein phosphatase 2B catalytic subunit 2-like. Lineage: Eukaryota; Metazoa; Arthropoda; Insecta; Diptera; Cecidomyiidae. Gene Ontology annotation, molecular function: calmodulin-dependent protein phosphatase activity; calmodulin binding. Gene Ontology annotation, biological process: calcineurin-mediated signaling. Gene Ontology annotation, cellular component: calcineurin complex; cytoplasm. The record is from RefSeq and is a predicted model, not a curated record. The coding region runs from base 1048 to 2769 and encodes 573 amino acids. The transcript has 15 exons.
AUAAAUUUCAUCCAUUCAUUCUAACCGAGACGACAACAAGAAGAAGAAAAAAAAAUAUCCACAAAAAAGCGAAAAUUACGAGAGAAAAAAAAAUUGAAAUUAUAAUAAAAUAAACGGAAUUGAAUACAACCGUAUAAGAAAAUAGUAGCGCGCACUAGUGACACAAUACUCGCAAAGGGAAUAGGCAAAAAGAAGAAAAAGAAGAAGAAGAGAAAAAAAUCAGCGAAAUUUCUCAUUAAAACGGAUGCAGUAUUUUUUUUUAUUUUUGUCAGCAUUUGAGAUAUCUUCAUCAUCGUCAGCAUACCGCGAAUAUCAAACGUGAACGAUUCGAGCAACAACAAAAUAAUAAAAGAAAAUAGUGUGAUUUUUUUGCUCACCUUUUUCGUUGAUUAUCAUUUUAUAGUUGAAUUAACCUAGAGAAAGAGAAGUGACACACACAGAAAGAAAUAGAAAUACGCAACAGAGUUUCAAUAUUAUUCGCAUUGAUAGAACGGCCGAAGUAGUGUAAAGUGUGAAGCGAAUCACUGCAAAGCAACGUGUAAUGCAAAACGAAGGCAAAUCGUUCAAUUAUACGAUUUACAAUCAACAAUUGUAACUAAUCCUUGGUAAAUAAAAGAAGCUGCAAAAAUAAAACGAGAAAAAAACAUAGAGAGAAAUAUAUAGAAGUAUCAUCAUCUAUGCCUGAGUGUUAUUUACAAAACUAAAAAAAAGAUUCAAAUAAAAAUUUUGAAACAAAAAAAAAACAUUCAUAUAAAAGUGCACACACAUAGACCAAUUCCGAAUAUAGUGACACAAACAAAACCACAUAGAAUAGAAAAAAAGUGAAAAACAAAACACCGACAUCAACAGUGUGAAAAGUGUGAGACGAACGAUUUUUUCAAGACGAAAAAAGAGUUUUAAUUUUGGCAUCUAGUGGGUGUGAGUGCGCUUGUGUGUUCGUUUGCCGCGAAAAAAGAAGCACACGAGAGUGAGUGAGUGAGAGGCGAGGAAUAGAGAUAGAAAGUAAGCGCGCGGUAUAAAAUAAACGGGAAUAGAGAAUAGUUGAAAAUGUCUUCGAAUCAGCAACAUUCUAGUACAAGUGCAUCGGCAACCAAUACAACAGGUACCACCACAACGUCGUCGACAACAAAUCAACAACAGCCACAGCAAACACAAGAUCAACAAGCCACAGAGAAAAAGCACUCGACCACCGAUCGAGCUAUCGAUAGUGUACCUUUUCCACCAAGCCAUAAAUUAACCGUAGCAGAAGUGUUCGAUGCGCGUAGCGGCAAACCUCAAUCCGAUGUACUUAAGCAACAUUUUAUACUUGAAGGACGAAUUGAAGAAGCGGCCGCCUUACGUAUCAUACAAGAAGGUGCCGCUCUACUUAAAUCGGAAAAAACAAUGAUUGAUAUUGAAGCGCCCGUCACAGUAUGUGGUGAUAUUCAUGGACAAUUUUAUGAUCUCAUGAAACUAUUCGAAGUUGGUGGACCGCCUUCAUCAACAAAAUAUCUUUUUCUCGGCGAUUACGUUGAUCGAGGAUACUUUAGCAUAGAGUGUGUUCUGUAUUUAUGGGCAUUGAAAUUAUGUUAUCCAACUACAUUAUUUUUACUGCGUGGAAAUCACGAAUGCCGACAUCUCACAGAAUAUUUCACAUUCAAACAAGAAUGUCGAAUAAAGUAUUCGGAACGUGUGUACAUCGCGUGUAUGGAAGCAUUCGACUGCUUACCGUUAGCUGCAUUAAUGAAUCAACAAUUUCUAUGUGUACAUGGUGGUUUAUCGCCCGAGAUUCAUGAUUUAGAUGAUAUUAGAAAGCUGGAUAGAUUUAAGGAACCACCAGCCUAUGGUGCAAUGUGUGAUCUAUUGUGGUCAGAUCCAUUAGAAGAUUUUGGCAACGAGAAAAAUUCAGAUUUCUUUUCGCAUAAUUCUGUAAGAGGUUGUUCGUAUUUUUACAGUUAUGCGGCGUGUUGCGAUUUUCUUCAAAACAAUAAUUUACUAUCAAUAAUUAGGGCACAUGAAGCACAAGAUGCCGGAUACCGAAUGUACCGAAAGAGUCAAACAACAGGUUUUCCAUCGUUGAUUACGAUAUUUUCGGCGCCAAACUAUUUGGAUGUUUACAAUAACAAGGCCGCUGUAUUGAAAUAUGAAAACAAUGUAAUGAAUAUUAGACAAUUUAAUUGCUCACCUCACCCGUACUGGCUUCCAAAUUUCAUGGAUGUGUUUACAUGGUCAUUGCCAUUUGUCGGUGAAAAGGUAACCGAAAUGCUGGUCAAUGUGUUGAACAUUUGUUCGGAUGAUGAACUGAUGUCGGAUACUGACGAUGCGCUCGAAGAAGUAAUCCGACAAAAGCUCGUUGUCAGACCGCCGGUUAAGAAGAUGUCCAAUUUGCGCAAGGAAGUUAUUCGAAACAAAAUUCGUGCUAUCGGUAAAAUGGCACGCGUAUUCUCGGUACUCAGAGAGGAAUCCGAAUCGGUUUUACAAUUGAAAGGUCUCACACCAACAGGUGCAUUACCAUUGGGUGCUUUAUCCGGCGGAAAAACUUCACUCAAAAAUGCACUGCAAGGAUUCUCGCCGAAUCAUAAAAUAACCUCAUUUGCUGAAGCAAAGGGCUUGGAUGCGAUCAAUGAACGAAUGCCACCACGAAAAGAUGCGUUUAUGCAUUGUGCGUCACCAAUUGGUGGUCCAACUGGUGGAGGUGGCGGUGGCGGCGGUCCAAUCGGCGGCGGUGCAACCAGUCAAGGUGAAGAUAGCGAUAAAAUUGGCAUCAGUGUAAAAACGGAAUCAUCGUGAAACGAUCAGCCCACGAUUAAUGUUCCACGAUAGUCGUAAUAAGUUUGCUUGAUGAAAGUAUUUCGCCUCGUUUGCGAACAUCCCCCGAUUUAUGAAAACCCUGGUUGGAAAUCAUAUGAGGAAUACAAACAAACUAACUAAUACACAAAAAAAAUCAGUCAUAUAAAAUCUACAAUAAAUGUGUAGAUAAAAAAUUUAUUUCGAAAAAUUGCCAUUUAAAAAAAAUCAAAUUAAUCAAUACACAUAAAAACACACAUCCAAAUGUUUUUUUUUUAACAAGAAAAUGUGAAAGAGUUCGUUAUCGUUGCCAAAUAAUUUUGUCAAGUAGUUUUAUUGCCACUUCUUGGAUCUCUCGGUGUAUGCUCGUAACCGAAUCUGCCAUCAUUUUAUAUGGGCUAAAAAAUCACAAGAACAGCAAAUUUAGUCAUGUAUUGUGGCGAACAGCAACCAUUCAGAUCGCUUCGACGAAAAAGGAAAUUUAGAGAAAAAAAACGUUUUCAUCGUCGCAACAUUAACAAUAUUUUAAACAAAAAAAAACACUUUAAAAAGAAUCUUUAAAUAGCAAAUAUAUUUAAAAACACUCGAAAUGAAAAACCACUUCAACAUCAGAAUAUUGAGAUAUAAGACAAACAACAACAAAUUUAGUGAGAAAUGUUUUUUUUUUUUUUUUUUGAAACAGUU